AUGGAAGAUAAAACAGCACAAGGAGAAGAAGAACAUACAACUGCACAAGGAAGAGAGCAAAAUACAACUGCACAAGGAGGAUCGGCACAAGUGAACAUCUAUCCUCAAUAUUCCACGAAAUCAAAUAAGGCGUUGGACGUUAUACGGCAAACAAUGCUUAAUUAUCCAACAUCAGUUCGUGAUAAACUGGUCGCAAUAUUGAAUAGUAAUGGUAACAGCAAUUCAUCAACAGCGCAAUCACCAUCGACAUCAAUACAACCACAACCACAGCCACAAUGA
Adineta steineri is the source of this 279-nucleotide messenger RNA. The record is from the annotation of a GenBank genome assembly. NCBI's taxonomy places the organism in Eukaryota, Metazoa, Rotifera, Eurotatoria, Adinetida, Adinetidae.